Molecule: messenger RNA, 1752 nt
Organism: Spodoptera frugiperda (fall armyworm)
Lineage: Eukaryota; Metazoa; Arthropoda; Insecta; Lepidoptera; Noctuidae
Product: small integral membrane protein 14
Exons: 4
Coding region: 179-484 (101 amino acids)
Cellular component (GO): endoplasmic reticulum
Source: RefSeq, a predicted model, not a curated record
AGUUGCACACCAAUCGUAAAGCUACAAGCAUUCGUCGGAAAAAUGUCUUCGCAAGUGUAGUCUUGUGUUCAUUUCAACAUUUUACAAUCAUUUAUUAUCCAAACGCAGUUGCACUCGCUGUAAUAAUAACGUUAUAAGUUAUUGUGUUUCCAUACUUUUGUUAAAAAGUGCUACAGAUAUGGCUGACGAGAUGGAUCCUUGCGAGUGCCUGUGGAAUCAUGAGCUGGCGAUGCGUCGACUUAUCUCUCUGCUCCGUCAAGGUCAGUCAUACUGCACAGAAAAUGAAUGCCUGGACGAGUUCCCGAGUCUGCCAUCGCCGCCGCAGUCUUCUGCAAACAGUUUCAUGGUGAUGUUCCUCAUGAUGGCUCUCGCACUUGCCAUGUACGCUAUGCGCCCGCGCCGCAACCAGAUCCAAGAUUCUGCAAAGCCUUCGCGCAAUUCUCAGGAUCAUGACGGAGCACCUCCAACGCCUCCAAGAAUAUAAGCUGAAGAGGCUUACCAAGGGAUCACGCUAACAAUGAAUUCCAGUAAUUGUAUUAUAUAGUAAAUUGUACCGCACCGAGUUGUGGACACAAGAACGUCAUCACAACUUAUGUGUAGAUGAGUAAGAUCUUGUAUUAUAGGUAUUAUGUACUGAUAAGUUUACAAGUUAAACGAUUGGAAGUUCCGAAAAUGUAUACCGAUUCAUUUCGCUGUUGCUGCCUUGCCUUUGAAAUUAAAACCUAGAGUAGGCGUCACAAUAAUAAAGACAUUUAAGAAGUAGUGAUGCUCAUAAAGGUUCGGUCUCCUUUUACUAUUUUUCUUCUUUCUAUUUAUCAUCUGGUGCUAUUUUUUCAUCUAUUUAUUUCGACCUACAAGAAUAUGUAUGAGUAUUAUAACAGAUGUUUCGUUGUUUAUUCAGUUUGAUAUAAUAUUAUAAAAUAAAUAUUUUGCACAUAAUAUGCACAUCUUUAUUGCACUACAUGAAUAUAAUUACACAUCACGUAAGUGCAAUAAUAUUAUCAACUGUAUCUGAGUCUACGGUAAAGAUCUGAUUUUUGAAGUAUUACAAUGAAGCGUUGGCUAAUUAACUUGGUCACGUUUUUAAUGACGUAACGCGACGAAGUAAGGAAUCAAUUGAAAGCAAAGACAUUUAUAGCUUGAAUUUGUAAUCAAAAUGUCGUUUUGCAAUUGCAGUUAUUCAUAGUGCAGUACUUUGCUAUUGUACUGCCGGUUAUAUAAUAACGUUGUUGUUUUGAGAACGUCACGCAAGGUGCGCGUAACAUAGAAAAUUUAUGCCAGAAGGUACAAAAAGGUUCAUUUUACGAGAUAGUGAAGAGCUCAAAUAAAUGAGUUGAUUAAAAUUUCUCUCUAAUCGUGAUAAAGCAAGUCUCUACACAGGCUGCCUUGCCAAUACUGCAAAUGCCAAUUUGCAAUUUUUCUUUGUUUAACUUUUGCUUGAUUAGUAAUUUUAAUUACACUUAAAAAGUGAGAUGAGAAAAAUAAAAUAAUAAUUAUAAGUACUAAUUGUACGUCAUAUCACGAACACAUGCAAGGAUAUUAUUUUUGCAGAGAAAUCGUUUUGUUAUUUUUUAUUUUUCUGCUCCAUCUUGCAUUAUUAUUCCACUAGAUUUAGUUCAACUUGGGUUGGGUUAUAUUUACAACCAUUUUUUCAUUUUGAGUUAUUAUGUACUUGUACACGUUAUGUAUUUUUAUUAUAACAAAACCGAUCGAGAUUAUAUCUAUCCAGAUAAUAAAGACAACUGUAAAAUA